Molecule: messenger RNA, 774 nt
Organism: Poecilia latipinna (sailfin molly)
Lineage: Eukaryota; Metazoa; Chordata; Actinopteri; Cyprinodontiformes; Poeciliidae
Product: contactin-associated protein-like 4
Exons: 3
Coding region: 358-774 (138 amino acids)
Source: RefSeq, a predicted model, not a curated record
UCAAGAGUUAAAGGUAGCGCAGCCUCCUGCUCUCUCUGUGCUGAACUAAGGACUUUCUCUGACUGGAAGUCUAAAAUCCGCCAGCAUCUCGGAAGCAGAGGUUGUGCUUUUGGCUCGGACCUGCCAAAGCCUCAUAAACCCCCCUUCCUCUCCCUGCAUGCUCUAACUGACAAAAGGUAGUCGGUGCAAGAGCAUCCGUCCCUCUCCCCGGCUGCUGGCCAGCCUCUACACCCUGCUGCAGGCUCUGCUGCAGCGCGGCGCGGCGCACCGGAGCGGAGCCGGAGAGGAGCAGCGGUGGACGGAUCGGCUGCCUUCUGACAAGCGGAGUUAGGCUCUUCAGCAUCCUGGCGCUUCAGCAUGUCUCCUAGGAGUCAAAUACUCGCUGGGAUUAUCGCGGUUGUCGCCUCAGCGCUGCUUGGCUCACGCGGGACGGAUGGAGAAGAGGUGUGUGACAACCCUCUGGUGUCCAACCUGCCGCCGUCGUCCUUCAGGAGCUCCUCCCAGCUGUCGACCAGUCACGGACCGGGCUUCGCCAAAGUCAACAGACGAGAAGGAGCUGGAGGCUGGUCUCCUCUGUGGUCAGAUAAGUACCAGUGGUUGGAGGUGGAUCUGCAGAGACGGACCCAGAUUACCGCCGUGGCCACGCAGGGCCGCUACGGCAGCUCUGAUUGGCUGACGUCCUACCUGCUGAUGUUCAGCGACACGGGACACAACUGGAGGCAACACCGGCAGGAGGACAGCUUGGGGGUAAAGUUUGUAACGACUCACGGAUGA